AUACGUUUCGGCAUUCAUUUUAUGAUAAAAUAGAUAGUAUUCUAUAGGAAUGUUUAAAAAAUACCGCACAUAAGGGCAUACAUACUUUGUACAGUACAGGGUGAUACAUAACCUGGCCUAGGGACUUUAGGAUUUACAACUGUGAGCGUGGAUACUUGGAUAGUUGGUAACAGAAAGUUGUUAUUCAGCCAUGAUUAUGUAGCUUGCUUUAUAGGUGAAUUUAUUGAAGAGUAAGCAUUUAUUGUUUAUGCAGCAUUAAUUUGUUCGAAUACAAUUCUUAACGCCUUUAUAACUUUUAUAUAAUUAUCACCGUCUAAUAGACAAAAAAAUACCAUCUUUAUAAAAAACACUGUGCGAGUUUGGUUAAAAGCCGGGAGUUUUAGGGCUGAAUUACAAUAGUGCCCAAUUAAGGUAAACUUUGUUUCAGCGUAUAUAGAUAAGAACAACUGAAAUGGAGAACUUCGAGGAUCACACAUUCCAAUCUUUCCAAACAAUAGCACCAGACGCAACAAAUGUAAAUUAUUCAGAAACCCCAGACACAAGUACAGAAGGGCAAAAUGUAAAUGCUGAUCAUAUACAAAAUAAUACUCCAGAAGAAUCUUGUGAAAACCCUAAAUCUGCAAGUGACUUAAAUCUUCCAAAUACUGAUGAUUCCAAUAUUGAUAAAGAUAUGGAAGAAACCGCAGAUUUUCUGGUUAAGAACAGUGAAGUCAAUACGAGUAUACAGACUCCAAGUUUAACUGAAAAUAUAGAAAGAAUAGAGUACACUGAAAAUAUGGAAUCUCUUAUUUCAUCAACAGAAGAUACAACUGAUAAUGAUAAUACUAAUGUGGAAGACAGUAUAGAAAAUACAGUUGCACCUUCUGUGGAAGCUACUGAUUCGGCAGAACAUAAGGAAGAGGAAACAAUGGAUGUUGAUGGAGAAAAUAGGCAUACUACAAAUUAUAAUGAAGCCCAAGAUGUUACUACAGACGCUGAUAGCUCUAGACCAGAUAUAGAGGAAAAUCAAGCCAGUCAAGAAGCACCUAAUGUGGAUUCAACUCAAGAUGCAGAUAGCCCAUCAGAAACCCCUACGAACAAAGAGUCUUCAGAAAUUAGCAGCUGUGUUGAGGGUGAGGUUCCCACUAGUGCACCACCAACAGAAGAUAUUGACCAGAGGGGCAAAAUUAUAGAAGAAGAAAACACACCUUUGGAUAAUUCAAAAGCAGAUCAUGGGAUAAAAGCCUUUGAAAACAGGGGAGAAGAUGCAGAGAAACCAGACGAUAUAGAGCAGGGAGAUGAAAUAAUGAAACCUUCAAGUACUGAACCUACUCCUAUGGAUGAUGAUACUCCUCAAAAUGAAUCUUCUCAGAUAGAAGAAACAAAUGUUGAAGAUAUGGAAACAACAUCAAGCAAUAUUGCAGAACCUGCUGAAGAUUCUGAACAAGCUAAAGAUAAUGAUGUUGAUGCUGAGAUCAGUACUUCUACUACCUCUACUGAAGAUAAAGAAAAGGAGAAAUCAGACGAGAAUCAAUCUGAGGAAGCUAGUGCAUCAGAAACAAUUAGUACUGGGGAAAAUACAGAGUUUGUUCAAGUUAACUCAGAAACUGACAGCCAAGACACAGGCAGGCGAAGUGCAAUGGAGGAUGAUCCUAUUGCAUCAGACAGCUUUGAUGCAAUUGGAAAUGAUGACAGAGAAGGUGCUGACGAGGAACUUUGUAUUAUACCAGAUACCGAACGCGAAAUAUCUCAAGCUGAAAAAGAUGCUGCUUCUACAAUUCCUCCUUUGAGGGAUAUUUCUGCAGCCACUACUGAGGCCAUAGAUAGCACAAUAGAUUCGCCAGCAAGCACAGACUCCAUUAUUGUAUACAAGCAUGAUAAGGAACAUUUGGAGAUUUGCAAUAAGUGCAAGCUGAAAAGGAAAGCCUUGUACUACUACUCCCAGGAUGAAGAGAUAAAUUAUAUUUGUGAUGACAACUGCCUGUCUAGCUUUAAAGAAAGUUAUCUUAUCAAAGUGGUUUGUAACUGGGAGGAAGGUGGUCUGAGAGUUAAAAACUUCACCAGUGCUAUAAAAGAUCCUUCUUUUACAUUUAUCCGCAAAUGUGCGUCUUGUGACAAAGUUACCGACGAUAUUGAAAAUAAUUUGACGUGGGAAAUAAUGGAUUUUUGUGACGAGCUAUGCCUGACAAAAUAUCAGAAAGAAAUAGGUUCGCACUGUGCAACUUGUAAGGAAGAAGUGAAGUCAAACUCUCUUGGAAAGUACUGUGUACGUUUUGGCAAUGAUAUAAGACAGUUCUGCACCAGCUUUUGUUUAGAGAAAUACAAGAAAGGUUUGAAAGUGUGCUCAUAUUGUCAACAAGACAUGUCUGGAGAACCUAAAGGUUUUCUAGCACCUGUUGGGGACAAAGGACAGUUCAAAGAUUUCUGUUCACAAAUCUGUAUGGAGAAAUAUGACAUCAUGACAAAUGACAGACCGCCUAAAGUCGCUCCAGGAACUAUUUGCUCAGUCUGCAAAGGUGCAAAACCCAUUACGAUCGAGUUAGAUUCGAACGGGACGCCCAACUAUUUUUGUGGAGAACCCUGCUUUGUAGCGUUCAGUUUUGUUAACAAAAUUUCGUCAGGAAAAUGUGCCAUGUGUAAAAGAAAUUUUUCUAAGGAAAUCCUGAAAAAAUACACGAUGUGCUAUGACAAUGUCCAAAACAGUUUCUGCUCAAACAGCUGCAAGAACAUAUACAUAAUAGCACAUAGAAAGAUAGUGCCUUGUAGCUGGUGCAAAGUGAAGAAAUACAACUUUGACAUGAUACGCAGAUACUCAAAAACAGAACCAAUGAUCAAUAUGUGCAGUGUCAACUGUCUCGAUUUAUACAGAACAUCAUUAGAUUCGGCUGCUUCCUGUAAGGUUCUAUGCAACUACUGUCAGAAGAUGAGUGAUCCAGUGUAUCACUUAUCAAUGUCAGAUGGCUCUGUAAGGAACUUUUGCGGAUAUAAUUGUGUCUCGAGUUUCCAAAGUCAGUUUCCUAAGCAGAGUGCUCUACCUACUGUUGAAACUGGGUUUCCUGUGCCAACCGGCAUUCCGAGGAGAAAUAAACGUUUCCCUAUUGCUGCAGAAGGAGUCCCAGUGGCGGACGGUAGUUCCAUUCCAGUCAUUUCGAGUGUGCAGAGUCUCUCUUGUACCAAUGGCACUUUGAUUCCUCAAUGCAUUCCUUUGAAUACUGUCAGCACAAGAUCUACUAGAUCCAAGUCAUCUGCCACUACUACAGCACAGUUACCUCAGAUCACAACUGAGGUUCAAGUACAGAUUAAGCAUCAUUUCAUUGUUAGGUCAGCACCUCUUCCUGAACAGAGGAAUGUGAGCACCAUGUGUUAUACCAAGAAAACUAGCCAGGGUACAAUGAUGAAACCUGAGAUGGUCGACCAAGGAGUUCAAACUGACGAAAGAGAGGCGGCAAAGAUCCUGAUUCCAUGUCCAGUUCCCAUAUAUGUCCCAACUCCCAUGCACGUUUUUAGUGCUCCUUCCCCAGUACCGGUACCAAUACCUAUUCCGAUACCUAUUCCAAUAUUCAUACCAACCACUAGAAACUCUGCGCAAGGCAUCAUGAAAGAAAUCAAAAAGAUCCAGGUUAAAAUUCCCACGGAUCCCUACGAAGCAGAACUUUUAAUGAUGGCAGAAAUGGUAGCAGAAGAAAAGAAGGAUGAUGUGACAGAUUCAGAGAGUGACAUUGACGAUGGGGGACCAGAAGAUAGCUAUAGUCCCGAACCUGUUGAAGCGAGUAACACUUUUGGAGACGAUAUGCUACAAAUGGCGCUGAAAAUGGCUACCGAGCUUGAAGAACCUGCUGUAGACUUGGAAGGAGCUCUGACAGCAAAUACUAUAACUGCCCCACAAGAUGGGCAUGGCCAAGAAGAGGGUGUAGACGAGCAUCAUCCCAUGCAUCAGCACAUGAUGGAUAGGAAUGCAGCUGCCAGGGGUAGAAAGCGAGGUAUCAGACAAAAUAGAGGUGGUUCAGCACCCAAGAGAGGUAGAAGAAUGUCGCACCAAGUGGACAUGCCUAUGAUGCAGCAACAACAACCGCCUCCACAGCCUGAACCUGUCGAGAAGCCUGAUGCCAAUAUGUGUCUUAAGUACACAUUUGGCGUGAACGCUUGGAAACAGUGGGUGACAACGAAAAACACAGAGUUGGAAAAAUCCUCACGACGAUGCAAACUAUUCAAAACAGAAAUUUUGCAACUGACUUCAGACGAACUAAGUUACUCAUUGUGUCUGUUCGUCAAGGAAGUCAGAAAACCUAACGGAGCAGAGUAUGCUCCUGAUACGAUAUACUACUUAUGUUUGGGCAUCCAACAAUACCUCUUUGAGAAUGGCAGGAUAGACAACAUAUUCUGUGAUCCAUACUACGAGAAAUUCACGGAUUGUCUAGAUGAAGUCGCCAAGAAGUUCUCGGUCCUUUAUAAUGAUUCACAUUACAUCGUUACAAGAGUUGAAGAAGAGCACUUGUGGGAGAGCAAGCAGUUAGGAGCUCAUUCUCCCCAUGUGUUGCUAAGCACAUUGAUGUUCUUCAACACCAAACAUUUCAACCUGACUACUGUUGAAGAACAUAUGCAGCUGUCAUUUUCUCAUAUAAUGAAACAUUGGAAACGAAAUCCGAAUCAACCAGGAGCCUCGACAAAAUUGGCUGGUACAAGAAAUGUUCUGUUACGAUUUUAUCCUCCUCAAAGCGCGAUACAGAAUAAUGCCAGAAAGAAAAAGGUUUAUGAGCAACAAGAAAACGAAGAAAAUCCGUUGAGGUGUCCCGUGAAGUUAUACGAAUUCUAUUUGUCAAAAUGUCCUGAAAGUGUAAGAACAAGAAACGAUGUCUUCUACCUUCAACCAGAAAGAUCUUGUGUCCCUGACAGUCCAGUGUGGUAUUCAACAAUGCCAUUACCGAAAGAAGCUUUAGAGAAGAUGCUGCAUAGGGUCAAAAUGGUGAAAGAAAUUAAUGUAGCUCUCUUGACCAGUUAAACUUUGACAUAUAUACAAGCUUUUUAUACUAUCGUUGAUUUUUGUGGUUGGCAGUAUAGGACAUCACAUAGCAUGAAAUAUUGAUUCGCCACAUCGAAGUAUUCUCAAGAGAUAAUUUGAAAAAUGUACAUUCCUUAAGGUGUGUGUAAGGUUUAUCAAUCCAACGAUGAAAAAUUCGUAAAAUUUUGUGAUAAGAAGAAACUCUUCAUGGCAUCCGAUUUAUACUGAUUAUACGAUAAAUCAAAGUUAGUAUAAUCUGAGUGGCAUUUUUUUACAAAUUCACACUGUAUAUCUCCAAUAUAUAGAUUCAACUUUUGGUGUAUAACACUUGACAGCAGACUCGGGUCGAAUACGAAUCCUGAAUACUGCAUUUUAAAUUGUAUUUGAAUACAAGGAAAAAACUAUUCUAAUACCCAUCUUCUGAAUACCUGGAUUCAUUUAAAUAUCAAUACUUUUUGAAUAUUUCAACUUAAAAAUGCACAUUUUAAGGUGGCACGUCCCUUUUUUAUAUUUCUUUUCAACUUCCUGUUUGCAGGAGUAUUCUAAAUCUUUUCAUCUGAUAAUUUCAUGGUGUUAAAGAGAUGACUAAAAACAAUGUUUUCAUUUUCUUUUGUAAAAAAAUGCAUUUUUUGUGCAUUUUAUUGUAUGUUCUUUCUUCAAUCGAAACUUGUUAACAAAUAUAUAUAUAUAUAUAUAUAUAUAUAUAUAUAUAUAUAUAUAGCUCUGAAAUUGUGUGUGAAUAUUCCUCUUUUAUGGAAGAAUGAAACGAGUGAUACAUAAUUUCAGAGCUGUACUUAUAUUUGUUAACAAGUUCCGAUUGAAGAAAAAAUGCUCGAUAAAAUGCACAAAAAAUUAUUUUUUGACAAUAAAACAAAUGAAAACAUUGUUUUUAGUCAUCUCUAUACAGACCAUGAAAUUAUCAGAUGAAAAGGAUUUAGAAUACUGCUGCAAACAGGAAGUUGGAAGAAAAUCUAAAAGAAAAGGGACGUGCCACCUUAAACUUUAUUUUUAUGUCCUUAAGUUAUACAGAUAUUGAAAAAUGCAUGACUAUAUUUAAACUUAAAAAUAACAUUUUGAUACAAUGUCUCAGUGAUCUAUCACGAAUUUAGGAGCACCACCAUCCACACAACUAAAAUCCACAACUACGCUAACGAGUUUUAACACGCGAAACGCAAUAUUCAUACGGAUAGCCAAACAGUAUUCGAAAACAGGAUUCCAAAUCAGGAUUCGAAUACCGGGAUCUGAAUGCAAAGUCAGUAUUCGAAAUUCGAAUAUUGGUAUGCAGAAACGGUAUUCUGAAUCCAGAAUACCGAAUACUGACCAAAGUGUUCAGUCGAAUACCAAACACGAAUAGUGUUCGUAAACCAGCCAUAUGUAUUCUGAAUAGGAUUUAAAAUACCGAAUAUUCGAAUACUGCCCAAGUCUGCUUGACAGUAGUUAUCCAGACUCUUGGUAAUAUUACGAAUCACAAAACUUUUUUUGGAAUUUAAUUAUAACCCCACUUUUUGUAAAAUUCAAGAAAUUGUUGGUUAUCGCAAAUUUUAGUGACUCUUGUGACAUGAAUUUUCAAAAUGGUUUUCCAAACAAUAUAUUAUAGGCCAGGUGAAUUGAGAAAAAUGCUAGUUUUUUUCGCAUUCAGAGAGGCAACCCUGGUAACUUAAAAUGAACAUAAACACUUUUUGGAAAGGUACUCUUCGUUUUUGUACCUUUAAUGCCGCAAAAUCGAAGAUGUGCUACAAAACUCAAAAAGAUUUUUAAGCAAAUUGAAUGUCCACCAGAGUUGGUAAAGAUCUAUUUUUUUUAAUAACAAAACUUGCAAAAACGUUUUGUUAUCAAGGCUACUUUGCCUGUGGUUUUAGACAAACGUGUAUUUUUGUGUAAUAUUCUUUUUUAUUUUCUGUAACUUUGAUGUCCACUUUUGUGUGACAGAUUAUUUUCACAUUUGUGAAUUUCGAAUUUAUUUAUAUAUAUAUUUCUUUUUAUUUUAUAUUUGUAAGACGUAUUUAGCUUUCAAAGCAGCUAUAGUGUUACAAAUACUUUAUUUACUUCAUCAUUUUAUUUCUUUUACACAUGUAUAUUUUAUUUUCCAACACGUUGUGAAAAUAUAAUUUUUGGUAAGAUAACAGUGAUUUUAAGUACAGAACGACCUCAAGCAACUCUUUGAUUUUCCAAAAUAAAUGUACUUGAAACAUGUUUCUUUAUAUCAGUCAAUUUGAGGGCGUACUCAUAGUUACUGAAAAUUCUGGUCGUAACUGUGUAUAGUAUAAAAAGAACUCUUGUAAUAUAUAAAUUCAACAUUUUGUAGUAUGAUAUAUUAUUAAGGUAUUAUCAACAUAAUUAAUAGUAUAUAAGUAAUGUUUCUCUACAAGCUACUAGUUUACAUGUUUUUGCCACUUAC
Molecule: messenger RNA, 7376 nt
Organism: Acanthoscelides obtectus
Lineage: Eukaryota; Metazoa; Arthropoda; Insecta; Coleoptera; Chrysomelidae
Source: the annotation of a GenBank genome assembly